Messenger RNA from Felis catus (domestic cat), 3027 nucleotides. RefSeq names its product nexilin F-actin binding protein (gene NEXN). NCBI's taxonomy places the organism in Eukaryota, Metazoa, Chordata, Mammalia, Carnivora, Felidae. Bases 180 to 2210 code for a protein of 676 amino acids. Gene Ontology annotation, molecular function: cell-cell adhesion mediator activity. Gene Ontology annotation, biological process: homophilic cell-cell adhesion; axon guidance; mitochondrial fusion. Gene Ontology annotation, cellular component: plasma membrane; axon. The transcript has 13 exons. The record is from RefSeq and is a predicted model, not a curated record.
CUCCCAGCGGCAGGAGCGGCGGCGGCAGCGGCCGGAGCGCCCGGACCCCUGCCCGCACCCAGGCGCAGGACGCGCACAGCCUCUCCGCGCGCGAGGAGGACACUCGCUGCUCGUCGGCUCCGGGCUGGUGCAAAAAUAUACAAAGCUCCAUAAUCACCCUGAGACCACAUAGAGCAAACAUGAAUGAUAUUUCCCAAAAGGCUGAGAUUCUGCUUUCUUCAUCUAAACCUGUCCCAAAAACCUAUGUGCCAAAACUUGGCAAGGGUGAUGUAAAGGAUAAGUUUGAAGCCAUGCAGAGAGCCAGGGAAGAAAGAAAUCAAAGGAGAUCUAGAGAUGAAAAGCAAAGAAGAAAAGAACAAUAUAUUAGAGAGAGAGAAUGGAACAGGAGAAAGCAGGAGAUUAAAGAAAUGCUUGCUUCUGAUGAUGAGGAAGAGGCAUCUUCUAAAGUAGAAAAGGCUUAUGUCCCAAAGCUAACAGGAACUGUUAAAGGUAGAUUUGCUGAAAUGGAGAAACAAAGACAAGAAGAACAAAGAAAGAGGACAGAGGAGGAACGAAGACGCAGAAUUGAGCAGGAUAUGUUAGAGAAGAGGAAGAUACAACGUGAAUUAGCAAAAAGGGCUGAGCAGAUUGAGGACAUAAACAAUACGGGAACUGAAUCAGCAUCAGAGGAAGGAGAUGAUUCACUACUUGUAACAGUGGUACCUGUCAGAUCACACAAAACUUCUGGAAAGAUAAGAAAGAAUUUCGAGGAUCUAGAAAAAGAACGAGAAGAAAAAGAAAGGGUCAAGUAUGAAGAAGAUAAAAGAAUAAGAUAUGAAGAACAACGGCGAUCUCUCAAGGAAGCAAAGUGUCUUUCCUUGGUCAUGGAUGAUGAACUAGAAAGUGAGGCAAGAAAAGACUCCAUUUCUCCUGGAAAAUUGAAACUAACUUUUGAAGAAUUGGAAAGACAAAGACAAGAAAACCGAAGGAAGCAAGCUGAAGAGGAAGCACGACAACGUUUAGAAGAAGAGAAGCGUGCUUUUGAAGAAGCAAGGCGGCAAAUGGUAAAUGAAGAGGAGGAAAACCAAGACACAGAAAAAAUUUUAAAAGGGUACCGCCCUGGUAAACUCAAACUCAGCUUUGAAGAAAUAGAAAGACAAAGGAGAGAAGAUGAAAAAAAGAAAGCAGAAGAAGAAGCCAGAAGGAGAAUAGAGGAAGAAAAGAAGGCAUUUGCUGAAGCAAGGAGAAGCAUGGUAGUAGAUGAUGACUUCCCAGAGAUGUAUAAAACAAUUUCUCAAGAAUCUCUUACACCGGGAAAACUGGAAAUUAAUUUUGAAGAAUUAUUAAAACAAAAAAUGGAAGAAGAAAAACGACGAACGGAGGAAGAAAGGAAGCAUAAGCUAGAGAUGGAAAAACAGGAAUUUGAACAACUGAGACAAGAAAUGGGAGAGGAAGAGGAAGAACACGAAACCUUUGAACUGAGUAGGGAAUAUGAAGAGUUAAUAAAAUUGAAAAGAAGUGGCUCUAUUCAAGCUAAAAAUUUAAAAAGCAAGUUUGAAAAAAUUGGACAACUGUCUGAAAAAGAAAUCCAGAAAAAGAUAGAAGAAGAACGAGCAAAAAGGAGAGCAAUUGACCUUGAAAUUAAAGAGCGAGAAGCAGAAAACUUUCAUGAGGAAGAAGAUGUUGACGUCAAGCCUGCAAAAAAAAGUGAGGCUCCAUUUACUCAUAAAGUGAAUAUGAAAGCUAGAUUUGAACAAAUGGCUAAGGCAAGAGAAGAAGAGGAACAAAGAAGAAUUGAAGAACAAAAGUUACUACGCAUGCAGUUUGAACAAAAGGAAAUUGAUGCAGCACUACAAAAGAAAAGAGAAGAGGAGGAGGAAGAAGAAGGUGGUAGCAUCAUGAAUGGUUCCACUAUUGAAGAUGAGGAGCAAACGAGAUCAGGAGCUCCAUGGUUCAAGAGGCCUCUAAAAAACACAUCAGUUGUAGACAGUGAGCCAGUUAGAUUUACUGUUAAAGUAACAGGAGAACCCAAACCAGAAAUUACAUGGUGGUUUGAAGGAGAAAUACUGCAAGACGGAGAAGACUAUCAAUAUAUUGAAAGAGGAGAAACUUACUGCCUUUAUUUACCAGAAACUUUCCCAGAAGAUGAAGGAGAAUAUAUGUGUAAAGCGGUCAACAACAAAGGCUCUGCAGCUAGUACCUGUAUUCUUACAAUUGAAAGUAAGAAUUAAUCAUUUUUAAUCUAGAACUUUUAUUGUAUUUACAUUUUUUUUUCCUUUAAAAAAUCACUUUUCUUCUUCUCUUUUUUAGCUGACGACUACUAGCUCCCCUUCCCUCUCCCUGGAACUUUCUCUGCCCCCUCCCACCCACCCCCCCCCCCCAAAUUUCUUACUACAUCCAUGUUUUCUGUGGCGGGGCCAAAAAUGGAAACCAGAAGUGCCACUAUAUUGACUUUUUAUUCCUUUUCCUAACAGUCUUCAAAACACAAGCUCAUCUAAAGAAUACCUUCUUCCUAUCCAAAUCAUCACCAGAUUCGUCACCAUAUUGUGAAGUUAAUGUGUAUUUAAUGGGGUAGAGUGGAAAAGUUACUCAAUUAUUCUAAGCUUAUAGCAAUUACGUUUUAAAGAUCACAAAUAAAACAUUAUUUUGCAUGAAAAAAUGUUUAUGAGCUAUUUAUAUACCUAAAAUUAAUGGAGACUUCAUAAUUUGGAAACUACUGAGUUUUCCUUAAUAGUCAUUUUUCUUGUUGUAGUUUUAAAGUCUUUCUGAAGCACAGAGGGAAAAGGGGGAACAUGGAGAACAACAAAAGUUAAGACUAAAUUUUAAGGAGAAAAUUUAAUGGAAACCACUGCCUAUAUAGAAUUCUGAGUGUUGAGACUAUUAACAUGUACUAUUCAAAGGUGUGUUAUAGUCAAGCUUCUAAAGCAAAUUUAUGCUGUGACCUUGCCUGAACAAAUUAUAUUUUAGUAAAAAAACUUUGUAUCAGUAGUUCAUGCAGGAGAAAACACUUUCAACAUAAUUGAAGAUUUUGAGGUCUAAGAGGGGGGA